This is a messenger RNA of Ailuropoda melanoleuca (giant panda), 1820 nucleotides long. RefSeq names its product GTP binding protein 8 (gene GTPBP8). Lineage: Eukaryota; Metazoa; Chordata; Mammalia; Carnivora; Ursidae. The record is from RefSeq and is a predicted model, not a curated record. The coding region runs from base 30 to 1070 and encodes 346 amino acids. The transcript is spliced from 6 exons. Gene Ontology annotation, molecular function: GTP binding. Gene Ontology annotation, cellular component: mitochondrion.
AGCUCUGAGAUGGAAGCGUGUGAAGCCAGAUGAGACUACAAUUCCCAGCAGGCGUAGCGGGAGCGGGGUGCCCAGGCGCAGACCAGACUUUGGCGCGAGGCCCCGAGCGGGACUUCUGGGAGACGAAAAUGACUGCACGGGCGUUACGGCUAGCCACCGGCAAGCUACUGGAGCUGCCGGCGGCACUGGGGCGCUUGAACCGAGCUUGCCGCACGUUCCAAACCUUCGCGGAAGUUCUCAGGCUGCCUACGAGACAAAUGAUGAAGCUCGCGUUCCCACUACAGGAACUCCAGCGGCAGCUCACACCAGACUCGAGGUUGCACCUUCAUGUGAAGACCUUCGACCCGAGCCUGGAGGACAUCUCCAAGGCGGAGAGCGUCUUCAUGACCACCGGCCGCAACCGUAUCGAGUACGUCAGCUCCGCUGUGCGACUCGACCAUGCCCCGGACCUCUCCCACCCUGAGGUGUGUUUUAUAGGCAGAAGCAAUGUUGGAAAAUCCUCUCUAAUAAAAGCCUUAUUUUCACUGGCCCCAGAGGUUGAAGUCAGAGUCUCCAAGAAACCGGGACACACAAAGAAAAUGAAUUUUUUCAAAGUUGGAAAAUAUUUUACGGUGGUGGACAUGCCUGGUUAUGGCUAUAGAGCUCCUGAAGAUUUUGUUGAUAUGGUAGAGACCUAUCUGAAAGAACGAAGGAAUUUGAUGAGAACAUUUUUGUUAGUGGAUAGUGUUGUCGGAAUUCAAAAAACUGACAGUAUUGCCAUAGGAAUGUGUGAAGAAUUUGCAUUACCUUAUGUGAUGGUAUUAACAAAAAUUGACAAAUCUUCCAAGGGACAUCUUUUAAAACAAGUACUUCAGAUCCAGAAAUUUGUUGACAGUGAAACACAAGGAUGUUUUCCUCAGUUGUUUCCUGUAAGGAAGACGUUUAUCGCUGCCAGACGGCUUGAAAUGGGACUUGCAGGAUGGGAAGGCCUUUACCAGGCAGAGAUGGAGGAGCUGGGCAUUCUAAACAUACAGGACCAGGUAAGCAAAAGUCAGGUGAAAGAACGAUGUGGUGAGCAGCAAGAUUUGUAAAGAGUUCAAGUUGCCUGGAAUAUAAGAUAUAUGAAGGUAAGAGAGAAGCCUGAGCUAAGGAAAACUGAAAAAGCCAGAUCCUGGAGGAUCUUGUAAGCCAAGCUAAGAAGUUUCAUCUUUAUUCAGAAGACAAUGGAGAACAAUUAAAAAAAUCAAAGCCGUGUUUUAGGAUGAUUAACCUGGCUUUGGCAUAUAGAAUAUGCAAGAGUAUAGGAAAGACUGGAGUUGAGGAAAGAUCAAUUAGGAUAGCAAGACAACUAAAAGUUGACAAGUUCUGAAGAAAGAAGAUGCAGCCAGAACUAAAAGGGUCUAGAUGCAGAGAAAGUUUUGAUCAAUUGACUGAAUGGGAGAGCUACAUAAAAGGAAGAAGCAGAGAAAAGAGAACACCAAAUUUUUUUGAUUAGAUAAUUAUUCAUAGCUUGGAAGCCAGGAAGAAAAAUAGGUUCAUUCUGAUAUGUUCAACUUGAAAUACAUUCCAGUUUGGUUUUGAAGUAAAAGACUCAUAAGGAAAUAAAAAGCUGCCCCAGCAAAGAAAACUUAGGCAAAGACCACGCUCCCAGAUCUUUGAUGAAGAAAUCUCCAUUCUUUUUGCCUUAAGUAAUGGGAGUAGAAAAUUAACCAGCAGGCACAAAUCUGUAAAGUUAGAGAAUAUGUCUGUUUCACCUCUGUAUACUGAGCACCAUGCAUAGUGCCUGGCACAUAGAAAGUUACGAAAAAUACCUGCAGAAUUAGUAAGGUGAAUGAAUUUAU